Messenger RNA from Condylostylus longicornis, 1452 nucleotides. RefSeq names its product S-adenosylmethionine sensor upstream of mTORC1 (gene Samtor). The coding region runs from base 433 to 1347 and encodes 304 amino acids. The record is from RefSeq and is a predicted model, not a curated record. Gene Ontology annotation, biological process: negative regulation of TORC1 signaling. The transcript is spliced from 2 exons. NCBI's taxonomy places the organism in Eukaryota, Metazoa, Arthropoda, Insecta, Diptera, Dolichopodidae.
UCUACAAUAGUGAAUAAAGUGGUAGAAAAAUAUUCUCCCCUUAAAAAUUUUUUUUCUAUGAUAAGGAAAGUAAAAAAUAUUUCAUAUUUUUGCGACGAAUUAAUUCAUUAAUUAUUUUCUGCAUUAAAUGCUAAAAAUAAUCAAAUUUAACGCGACUUUAUAAGAAAUUAGUUUCACAUUAGGUACUUUUCAUGAAAAGAGAAGAAAAAGACUACAAAUAAGAAAUGUCAUUUUUUAUAAACGCAUUCACUUUCUUACCACCAUACCGCAUUAACAAUAAAAAAUCUACUUAAGUACUGUUCUAUUCAGUGCCAGGUCUGAAUUUUUUGUUGUGUCGACGUAUGUAUGUAAAUAUAAGUUUCUUUUAUUAAUUAUGGAUAGAAAUGUUUUUUAAAAACCAAGAAUAUAUGACUUGACAGCAAAUAAGAAGUAAUGACUAAUAAAAAUCAAAUUGAACUAGCAAAUUAUAUAAAAAGCGUACAUGAGAAACUGCGUAUAGAUGUUAGAAAAAGAAACGUUGAUUUAGCAUGGAAAGAUCAUUUGGAAAACUUAGAAAAUUUAGAAAAAUAUUCUUUAGCAAUGCAACAGCUGGCGCAAUUAUGGAAGGAAAAUUCUUCCACAAAAGUUAGUGAUAAUUCUCCUAAAAAAGUUGCCCAAUGUAGAGUACAAUGGAUUUCUAAAGAAAUUGAAAAUUAUUAUACGCAACACUUAAUUUGCUGCAGGAGUAAAGAACUUCAUCUAUCUAAUAUUUGGUUUAAUGAAAAGUUACCAAAUUUUGAAGAACAUGUUAAAAUUGACCAAAUUGAAAUUCUCGAUGUCGGUAGUUGUUACAAUCCCCUUAGAAAUUUCCCCAAAUUUAAAGUAACUGCAAUUGAUUUGUGCCCAAAUAGGGCUUUAUCCGUUUUUAAAAGUGAUUUUUUAAAUGUAGAAAUUUUGCAAGAUUGUAAAAUUAACUAUGACAUUGAAAAAUAUGAAAUUUUAAGCCUCCCAUUAAAAUAUUUUGAUUGCGUUGUUUUUAGUUUAUAUCUGGAGUAUUUACCAACAUCUUCUCAAAGAGUAAAAAGUUGUAAGAAAGCAUAUGAACUUCUAAAAACCGAAGGAAUUUUAGUUAUUGUAACUCCAGACUCACAACAUGUUGGUAAAAAUGCUAAGCUAAUGAAAAAUUGGCGGUAUACUCUUGGUGAACUUGGUUUUUUAAGAAUUAAAUUUGAAAAGUUAAAUCAUGUCACAUGUAUGGUGUUCAGAAAGGCAAUUGAUUUUGAAAUUCCUAACCAUUGGUCUAGAUUACAUAAAGAGGAUUACAUGACUUUCAAUUUAGAUAUACCGCAGGAUAAAAAUAUUUUAUAAAUAGACGGGUUUCAGCAUAUUAAACAUACUGAAUUUUGACUUUUGUGAUUUCUAAGAAUUAUUAGAGAAAAUCAAGUAUGUAAAUAAAGUAAAGUUUUUAUUUAA